Lymnaea stagnalis (great pond snail) is the source of this 3694-nucleotide messenger RNA. NCBI's taxonomy places the organism in Eukaryota, Metazoa, Mollusca, Gastropoda, Lymnaeidae. The record is from the annotation of a GenBank genome assembly.
AGAAAAUCUCAGUGUGCCAAGAAUUUCAUUGCCCCCUAAGACUCAAUAAGCGCGAUCUGUAGAAAAUUAUUUUAAAGUGAGAAUUUAGUUAAAUCGGUCAUCUUCAUAAAGUUAACGUCUCAAAAGAGCAAUGGGAAAUUUAAGCCAAGUAUCCAGCAAUUUUGAUGCCUUGAGGUAAAUUAUAAUAAGUUAAUUCUCAAACAGUAGUGGAUGAUAGGCUUUUCAGUACUAUCAUAUUACUCAUUUGCACUAUCUUAGUCUGUUACUUUUAAAUGUAAUUUUUUUAAAUCAUCCGGAUUUCAAAUGUAGGUUUCUCAAAAUAGGAAAAACUAAAAAAAAAUAUAAAAAAAGUAAAAAUAAUAAGUAUUAAUUAAUAAAGUGUAUUUGAAUUUAAAAUAUCUUUUUACUACUAUAUUUAGCUUUAAUCCAAUUAAUAAAUCUAAUAAUUAAUGAACAAUUUAUUAUUUAAUGUAUGUUAAAUUUCUGGUUUAAAAUAAUUUUUUGUUUAAUGUAAUAUGAUAUCAAUUAAAUCUCACGGUUCAUUCUUCACCAUAUAUUUAUAAAAAUUACCUUGUGUUUCAAAGCAUGAACCUUAUUAAAUUAUUGUUUUAUUUCCAGAAUGCACCACUUCCAGUUUUUUGCCGUGGUUGUUAUGGUAUGUUUUCUCAGUUUCUUCCCAUCACGGCGUAAAUUGGAGUCACCUAGCGUGCUACAUGGAAUGAUGCAUCUCGGAAGUUUUGCCGCUAAUUUUGGAGCACAACUUUGGGUUACAUUAGUAGCAGGUAGGCCUAAAGAUUGAUUUUCUCUUAUCAUUCUUAAAAAAAAAAUUACUUAUUAGAUAUUAUUUUCAAUAAUUUUAUCAGUGAGUUAUGUUCCACUUGUUUUUGCGGCAUUAAAAUUAGUUUUCCACGUAUUGCCACCAAUUGGACAGCGGGUCCCCCCCCCCCCCAAGCCCUUUAAAAAAAAAAAAUCUCUUUUUUUGGUGUUUUUUUGUUGUUGUUUUUUUUUUUUUUGCCUUACCUCUUUUUGAGAAACAUCAAGAUGCAGACAUUACACAAGUGGCCAACCACAAAUAAGUUCAUGCUCCUCUUCUCCCAUCGUGACUAAUUUAAAUAUACUAAUAUACUCAACACAUUCGUCUUCGUGACCUCUUCUCCCCAACCCCAAUCUUUUUUCUUUAAAAAAUAAAAUAAAUCUUCAGCAUUUUAAAUUGGCUUAGACUUAGAUAUUCAUAAGUCACAUAAGAAUGAAAAAUUGAAUGGUUUGAUCGAUGAACACAUCGCAGGCGGGCGAUCUGGGGUACCUUAGUUUUGGAGAAAGGUACCGAAUUUUAGAUUGCAGGCAGGCGCCGGCCCUGUUCGUGGUCAGAUUAUCGCAGCAUCUUAUUUUUAAAUAGAAUUUGCAAUAGUUGAAGUGUUAAAUAAAUUAUGUUAACCAAAUACAGCAAUGCCUAAUACAAAAUUUACACUAAUUUUUAAUUCUUGUAUUGUCUUCCUCAAGGUUUGACAAUGUUCUACAGUCUUCCCCGUCACAUGUUUGGAAAAGUGCAAUCUAAAUUAUUUCCAAUGUUCUUCCUGUGGAGUUUAGUGUGUUCUUCCAUAACAUUGUAUACAUUUUUGGCUCAACACCCAUGGGACACCUGGGAGAAUGGACACUUGGUCCAGGUAAAUUGCAAAAUGUUUUUAACAUUAAAGAGUAGAUGCUGGUUUUUUAAAAACUUAUUAACAAGUGUUACAGAAAAUGACAUUUGUAUCUAAUUUGAAACAUUUUUUAGUUCAAAAUUAACUCACAAAAUAUAGGCUAACUAAAAAAUUAUUUCUAAUAUAAUAGUUUAGUGAUAUGGCAAAUGUGUAAUUUUAUUAACACAGCGCCUCAGUCAUAGUUUGAGCCUGUCAUCUUAGGAAAAGUUAAAGUCUCUUAAAUGUAAACAUACCUCAAGAUAGAGAGCAAAUUUCUAAGUCAAAUAAAGAGCCCUUUUAAGCAAAGGGCAUGGUUUUUUUGGUGGCUUUCCAGCACAUCAUUACAUAAUAAAUUAACACCAAGAUAAUUUUUCUGUAGCAUUACUUCUGAAGUCUAUCUAUGAAGAGUAGCCAGAAUGAUCAAUACAUUGAUCGCAGGCCCUCAAAAUAUAGAAGAAGAAGAAUAAAGUGUUAUAACUUCCAAAUAAGCUCUUGAAGUGAGAGAUAUUAUUAUUACCGGUAUAUACUUAACCGUAUUAACUAAAGUUUGCAUCUUUCAAUUUGUUUCAGGCUGUCUCUCUCUCCAUCUGUUUUGUAACCGCUGGACUGAAUUCACUAGUGGUCUCUCCUCUCAUUGUCAGUGCAAUGUUGAAGACAUUCAAAAUGGAGGUGGAUGCUGGGGUUGGUGAUGUCAUCGGCUACGCAGACAUGAAAGAGUUAAAAAAGAAUCCCCAGUACUUUGCAUCCUACAGGAAGUUCCGACGCUGUCAUGGAGCCAGUGCCAUGCUGGUGGUAUCUUCACUUGUUGCCAACACAGUUUACCUUUAUUUCUUAACAAGUCGUUGUAUACCGUUGUGAGGAAUCAUUACACUGCAAUAAGCUGUUUGAACGAAUAUUGCAAUCUCAGAUGUUGAAUUUAUUAACUUUGAAAAAUUGAGGUUGAAAUAUUAUUUAAAUGAAGAUUUUAAUCAAAGACAAAUAAUUAGUAUAGACCGAUUUGGGCUCCUGGUUUUUUUAAUUUAAUGAUCGUUAAUGAGUAGGCUUGAUAUUUAUUUUACCUUGGUGGCUUCAGAUAAGAUUAGGGUUAUAGUUAUGCAUUAAGAGUAAAUUUUGCUUUGAAUUAAAGUAAGGAGCCUGAUGGAUGAAACUCUGUGAUGUUCAUUUUAAUUGUCAAUGUUAGGUACUUACGGAGAUAUCUUGAUUCCAUCCACGGUGUUUGGGAAUGGAGAAGAUAGAGCAUUAUGUUUUUAUUAACAAUAUUUAAAAGCUAGUUUGAAGAACUACUUAUUCCAAGUCUUCUAAAUAUGUUGAAAUACUUUGAUCUUAGCUUUUGUUACAUAAACUAAAUACUGAAUAAAUUGAGCAAUUCCAAUCUUUCAUAAAUAAUAUUUUUUUAAAGUUUAGUCGAUCACACAAAUUUUUGAAGGCAUACUAGGAAAUUAUUUUAUUUACUGAAUUAGUAUGUUAAAUAUAAUUAUGUUGAUCUUCGGUCAGCCCAAUGUUUCUAACAUGAUAUUUGAUUUAAUUUUUUUAUUUUAAAGGCUUUUAAAAACGCAUGAAAUGCUAUAUAUAUCAACGAAUUUUAUAUGGUACUUUGUUCAUUUGUUGAAGCAACAUGUUAUUUAUGAAAAUUUGAUGUGGCAUUAUUGUUUUUGCUGGAAUACAAGCUUGUAUCAAGCUGUAAAGCAAACCCCAGAAUCUUUUGGUUUAUGUAAGUCACACAAAGUGAUAUUUUGAAAACUAAACUCUUGUUAGCUUUGAUUGACUUAAAUGAUUCUCACUUACCUGAUAUACAUAACUUAAUUGGAAACAAGAUCUCAUUUUGUAAAUAUAUUUUGCUGUAAAUUAUAGUUAAGUAAAUAUUUUAUAUUUAUUUACUUUAUUUGUGAGUCAGGGUUGUGUGUGAGCAGCUAGUACUGAAGUGUGAUGUGUUUGAUUUAAUGCGAAUAUAUUUUGAUGAAUUUGUAGUUUUUAUUUGGUACUUAAUACAAGAUACAAAAUACAUUCGCAGUCUU